This is a messenger RNA of Lepus europaeus (European hare), 1693 nucleotides long. It is a transcript of the gene UMPS, whose product is annotated as uridine monophosphate synthetase. Gene Ontology annotation, molecular function: orotidine-5'-phosphate decarboxylase activity; orotate phosphoribosyltransferase activity. Lineage: Eukaryota; Metazoa; Chordata; Mammalia; Lagomorpha; Leporidae. The record is from RefSeq and is a predicted model, not a curated record. The transcript has 6 exons. Bases 47 to 1489 code for a protein of 480 amino acids. Gene Ontology annotation, biological process: 'de novo' UMP biosynthetic process; 'de novo' pyrimidine nucleobase biosynthetic process.
GCGCCGGCGCCCGGGCGCGCGUUGCGGAUCGCAGCUGGCGGAGGCGAUGGCGGUGUCCGAAGCGGUGUUGGGGCGGUUGGUGACGGGUCUGUACGACGUGCAGGCUUUCAAGUUUGGAGACUUCGUGUUGAAGAGCGGCCUCUCGUCCCCCGUGUACAUCGAUGUGCGGGGCAUCGUGUCUCGACCGCGCCUUCUGAGUCAGGUUGCAGACAUUUUAUUCCAAACUGCCCAAAAUGCAGGAAUCAGUUUUGACACUGUGUGUGGAGUACCUUAUACAGCUUUGCCGCUGGCUACAGUUAUCUGCUCAACCAAUCAAAUUCCAAUGCUUAUUAGAAGGAAGGAAACAAAGGAUUAUGGCACUAAGCGCCUUGUGGAAGGAGCAAUUAAUCCGGGAGAAACCUGUUUGAUCAUUGAAGAUGUCGUCAGCAGUGGAUCUAGCGUUUUGGAGACCGUGGAGGUUCUUCAGAGGGAGGGCUUGAAGGUCACUGAUGCCAUCGUGCUGUUGGACAGAGAGCAAGGUGGCAAGGACAAGUUGCAGGCACAUGGCAUCCGGCUCCACUCGGUGUGCACGUUGUCCACAAUGCUGGAGAUUCUUGAGCGGCAGAAAAAAAUUGAUGCGGAGAUGGUUGGGAGAGUGAAGAGAUUUAUCCAGGAGAAUGUUUUCCCGACAGCUAACCAUAAAGGUUCUCUCCCUCCUGUAAAGGCAGCACCCAAAGAACUCAGCUUUGGUGCUCGUGCUGAGCUCCCCAGGGUCCACCCAGUGGCAGCGAAGCUUUUCAGGCUUAUGCAGAAGAAGGAGACCAACCUGUGUCUCUCUGCUGAUGUUUCCGAGGCUAAAGACCUGUUGCAGCUGGCAGAUGCCUUAGGACCCAGCAUUUGCAUGCUCAAAACUCACGUGGAUAUUCUGAAUGAUUUUACUCUGGAUGUCAUGAAGGAGUUGACAGCUCUGGCAAAACGCCAUGAAUUCUUAAUAUUUGAAGACCGGAAAUUUGCAGAUAUAGGAAACACCGUAAAAAAGCAGUAUGAAGGUGGUGUUUUUAAAAUAGCUUCCUGGGCAGACCUCGUCAAUGCCCACGUGGUGCCUGGCUCAGGAGUCGUGAAGGGCCUGCAAGAAGUGGGGCUGCCUCUGCACCGAGGGUGCCUGCUCGUUGCGGAAAUGAGUUCCGCGGGCUCCCUGGCCACCGGGAACUACACUAAAGCAGCGGUUAGAAUGGCUGAGGAACACUCUGAAUUUGUGAUUGGUUUUAUUUCCGGCUCCCGUGUAAGCAUGAAACCAGAAUUUCUUCACUUAACUCCAGGAGUUCAGUUAGAAGCGGGUGGGGAUAGUCUUGGCCAACAGUACAACAGCCCACAAGAAGUUAUUGGCAAGCGAGGUUCUGAUAUCGUCAUUGUAGGCCGGGGCAUAAUAGCAGCAGCUGACUAUCUGGAAGCAGCUGAGAUGUACAGAAAAGCUGCUUGGGAAGCUUACUUGAGUAGACUCGAUGCGUGAGCACUGUGGAUAAGGACGUGUGAAGGCGUUGAGGAUGCAUGGUCUCCUGAAAGCUACUGGCUUGGAAUCACCUGCAGCCCUUAAUCCUGCUUCAGUUCUUCCACAGGGCCCAUGGGCACUGAUUGCUAGAGUUCUUAUGGUCUUCAAGAAAGAGAGAGUGACUUGCAAUGGUGUGCAUUGUGACUGUAAUAAAGUCGUUUUCAA